Dimorphilus gyrociliatus is the source of this 313-nucleotide messenger RNA. Lineage: Eukaryota; Metazoa; Annelida; Polychaeta; Dinophilidae. The record is from the annotation of a GenBank genome assembly.
GAUGGAUAAGCCUUGCAAACCUGAAUAUAUUUCAAGAACAAUCACUGAAUAUGGAAUAUGCUAUACAUUCAAUUCACCUUCUUCCCAGGAUCCGCCAACCAGUUUAACUGUUACCGAGCCUGGCGUGAAUAAAGCCUUGUCAUUACUAUUCAACAUUGAACAAUACGAUUAUAUGCCUGGACCGGAAAACGACGCUGGUAUUAAGAUAUUCCUGCACAACGAUUAUAAAAAACCACGUAUGUCGGAUUUAGGAUUUGCAGUUGUGGCCGGAAUGCAUACACUCAUUGGAAUCAAACAAAUUGAUAUCUCAUAA